AGAAAGUGUUGGGCCAUGCUAAGCUGUACACGGUGUACCAGACUAUUGUGGAGACGAAAAUGGUGAAGACGCUGGAGAAGACGAGCUGUGACGUUCCUUCAACUUCCCUGAGGUUGGCACCUCCUCAGGGAAGACGCCUGCCUGUGUUUCACAGGCAGUGCGCAAACCAGCUGGUACACGCAGACUGUGUACUCGUACUCGGAGAACAAAGGUUCCAGCGUGUUCCUUGUUCUCACUGGGAGGGUACUGGGGCCAGCGUGCCCUUCAGCUGGAUUAAUCUUGAGAAAAGAUGCACAGAUAACAUGAGAUUACAUGAGAUUAAACAGAGAGAAUAUGAACAGAAACUAAUCAGGAAAUAUGACUUGAAACUGAGAGCAUAUGAGUAUAAUCACAGAGCAUACGAGUUUAACCUGAGAUACCACAUCGAUGAUACUGAGCCUAGAUGCAGUGACUAUCUUGUGCAGAGAAGAAGGGUGAGUGAACUGAAGAUGCGGAGAAUCAACAAAAUGACAAAGCAGAGAGUAAGUAAUCAGAAAGCAUUGAGAAGCUUGAAGGUAAGCAGACAAACAUGCUGUAGCAGAAGUCAGGUAUUGGAAAGUUAUGUAGAGUACUGUCAAGAGGCAAAGAAGGUUUCAAAACCAAAUAGAAAGAAAAUGAGAAGAAGUCAACGUAGACAGGCCUUCCACAGAAUGAGGAAUGGUAAGAUGAUCAAAUUGCGCAUGAGUAAGGAGGACAGAAGAAACCAGAAGAAUGCCCAGAAGAAUUUACAAAGUCACACUAGAAGAAGUUUGAGUUAUGUCUUGAACAACAUGCCAGAUAAGGGAGACAAAUGCAUAGUGAAGAAACACAGCAGAAAUCAGUAUAAACCAUGGAGAUCACAAAAGAGUAAAUUUUCAAAGAGAUCGAAUGUAAAUGAAAUUCAAGACAAGCAGUGCUGGUUGUGCGAUAGGAGUAUUAAGUCAUCUAAAAACAACGUGCAGUGUGAUGGCUGUGACAUUUGGUAUCAUGUGCAUUGUAUGAAUUUCUCAAAGAUGAAACAGGUGUUGAGCAACAAAGCUGUGACAUGGUUGUGCAGAAAAUGUGGGAAGAGUACUUACUCUGAGUCUCUGUUAUGUAAUCUUGGUAUUCCAACAGAUGAUAACCUGUAUGACUUGACAGUUCAGGAGACAUGCACCGAUGAUGUGGUCAGAGAGAGGUCCGUGAGUGGAAUGUGCAGGAAGGACAGCAACAAAGACAAUCAGAGAAAAAAUAAUUUGUGCAUGUGCGACGUGGACGUCAUUGAAGAGAAGACUACCCCUUUGUUGGAAACUGACUAUUGGAAAUAUUUGCACAGUUAAUGUUUUUAAAGCUCACCUUUAGCAUAUAGGUGGGCAAUGAUGUGAAGGACGACUGAUCACCUGUCAACCAUGCCGGAGUUCUGUCAGCCACCUCUUGCAUCACUGUGAUGUCACAGGCUACUAAUCACAGUCCAUCAUCCAAGUCCAAGUACCGUGAGUCAUCUCUUGUACCACUAUGUCUGAGGCUACUAAUCACCCGUCAAUCAUGCCGGCGUUCUGUCAGCCACCUCUUGCAUCACUGUGAUGUCACAGGCUACUAAUCACAGUCUGUCAUCCAAGUCCAAGUACUGUAUGUGAGUCAUCUCUUGUACCACUAUGUCUGAGGCUACUGAUCACCCGUCAAUCAUGCCGGCGUUCUGUCAGCCACCUCUUGCAUCACUGUGAUGUCACAGGCUACUAAUCACAGUCUGUCAUCCAAGCCCAAGUACUGUACGUGAGUCAUCUCUUGUACCACUAUGUCUGAGGCUACCAAUCACCUGUCAACCAUGCCUGAGUUCUGUCAGCCAUCUCUUGCAUCACUGUGAUGUCACAGGCUACUUAUCACCUGUUAUCCAAGCUGAGUAGUCAUUACUAUGAUGUCAAGGACGAUUAAUCACCUGUCAACCACGCCCGAGUUCUGUCAGCUGUCUCUUGCAUCACUGUGAUGUCACAGGCUACUAAUCGCAGUCUCUCAUCCAAGCCCAAGUACCCAUUACUAUGAUGUGAAGGACUACUAAUCACCUGUCAACCAUGCCGGAGUUCUGUCAGCCACCUCUUGCAUCACUGUGAUGUCACAGGCUACUAAUCACAUUCUGUCAUCCAAGCCCAAGUACUGUCGGUCAUCUCUUGUAUCGAACCACUAAUUAUGAGGCUACUAAUCACCUGUCAAUCAAGCCUUGAGUUCUGUCAGCCACACGUUACAUAACUGUAUUUAUUUAAAGCCUGCAAAUCACCUGUCAUCCCAUCAUGAAUAUUGUGUGCCAUCUCUUGCAUCACCUGCCAUUCAAGGCAGAGUUCUGUGAGUUACCUCGUUCAUCACCGUGAUGUCAAAGGCUACUAAUCACCUGUCAUCCAAGCCAGACUUCUCUAUGUCACCUCUUACAUGCUUCUGAUGACCUGGAUGACCUGUCGUCCAAGUAUGAGUUCUGUGAUGUCAAGACUGUAUAUUUGUUGUUUAAGCCUUUGUCCUGUCAUCAAACUCUUGUAUAAACAUGUGAUGGUAAAGGCUUUUAUCAUUUGUCUAACAGGGCUAAUUUCUGUCAGCCACCUCUUGUAUCAGCGUGAUGUUAAAGGCUAUUAAUUUGUAAUCCAGUUUGAAGUACGCCCUUACAUUUAGUCCAAAUUAU
Molecule: messenger RNA, 2662 nt
Organism: Patiria miniata (bat star)
Lineage: Eukaryota; Metazoa; Echinodermata; Asteroidea; Valvatida; Asterinidae
Exons: 6
Coding region: 60-1337 (425 amino acids)
Source: RefSeq, a predicted model, not a curated record